Messenger RNA from Arachis duranensis, 1887 nucleotides. RefSeq lists its product as uncharacterized. The transcript has 15 exons. NCBI's taxonomy places the organism in Eukaryota, Viridiplantae, Streptophyta, Magnoliopsida, Fabales, Fabaceae. Gene Ontology annotation, biological process: SCF-dependent proteasomal ubiquitin-dependent protein catabolic process. The coding region runs from base 147 to 1757 and encodes 536 amino acids. Gene Ontology annotation, molecular function: protein binding. Gene Ontology annotation, cellular component: SCF ubiquitin ligase complex. The record is from RefSeq and is a predicted model, not a curated record.
GUCAAGUGUUCAUGUUGAUGUCGUGGGUCCCAUUCACAUUCCCAUCCCCUUCCAACUUGGUAACUCCUUUUCCAUAAUACCAAACUCGACCCCAUUCUUUCUCAUAACUGUCAACUGCUAAGAAUCAGAAUCAGAAUCAGAAUCCGAUGGUGGUUUCUGGUAGAGAAGAUGCACACAAGCGUCUUUGCAGCUCCAAAUUGUUCAAAUCUUGGGCUUCUUAUCCACAAAAGGGCCAACACUGUCCAUCACUUCUCAAUUUGUGCAUCCACGCAGCCACCCAGGACAUACUUCAAUAUCAUACCUUUUCUGAACUCCCACCGGAUUUAACUCAGCAAAUUUUCAACAACCUACUUUUCUCUCGUCGUCUCACGCGCCCUUCCCUCCAAGCUUUUCGACAUUGCGCCCUCCAGGAUAUUUACUUGGGAGAAUAUGAUGCUGUUGUUGUGGAUGAUUCUUGGAUGGAUAUCGUCUCAUCACAAGGUUCAUCUCUGCUUCAUCUGGAUCUAUCAGCCUCUCAACUCACUGACUAUGGACUCAGCUAUCUGCAACAAGGCCUGACAAACUUGACGAGUUUGAGUUUUGGAAGAAACCAUGCAAUUUCUGCUGAAGGAAUGAGUGCCCUUUCUGGUCUAGUUAACUUGGUCAACUUGAAUUUGGAGAGAUGUCCUGGGAUUCAUGGAGGCCUUGUUCAUCUUCAAGGUUUAACCAAGUUGGAAUCUCUGAAUCUGAAGUGGUGUAAUUGCAUAAUAGAUGUCGAUAUGAAACCUCUAUCAGAGCUUACAAACCUGAAAAGUCUUGAGAUUUCCUCUAGUAAAGUCACAGAUAUUGGCAUCCGUUUUCUAAAAGGGCUACAAAAUCUUGCUCUGUUAAAUUUGGAAGGCUGCUUUGUAACAGCUGCAUGCUUGGAUACUCUUGCAGAGCUUCCAGCCCUCUCGAACUUGAAUAUCAGUAGAUGCAAUUUUACUAACAAUGGAUGUGAAAUGUUUUCACGACUGGAAAAUUUGGAAGUGUUAAACUUGGGAUUUAAUGAAAUAACAAAUCCAUGUCUAGGACACUUGAAAGGACUGACAAAGUUGAAGAGCUUGAACCUUGAUUCAUGCAGAAUUGAUGAUGAUGGAUUGGUCCACCUGGCAGGCAAUCAGCAAUUAAAAUGUCUGGAACUCUCUGAUACAGAAAUUGGAAGCAGUGGACUUCAACAUUUAUCAGGAAUGUAUAGUCUGGAGAAACUAAAUGUGUCAUUCACAAUGAUUAGUGAUAGUGGUUUAAGUGAAUUGUGUGGACUGUCAUCUCUCAAGUCACUCAAUUUGGAUGCUCGCCGUGUUACUGAUUAUGGACUCGCUACCCUUGCAAGUUUGUCCAGGCUUACUGACCUGGAUUUGUUUGGGGUACAAAUCACAGAUUUUGGAACAAACUACCUCAAAAACUUUAAGAGCUUGCAGUCGCUGGAAAUAUGCGGUGGAGGAUUGACCGAUGAUGGUGUGAAAAAUAUAAAAAAUCUUUCAGCUCUUAUGUUCUUGAACUUAUCACAAAACUCCAACCUCACAGACACUGCACUCCACUUAAUUUCUGGGCUUACUAGUUUGGUUUCUUUGAAUGUUUCAAAUUCGAGGAUCACGCGUGAUGGGCUGCAGCAUCUGAAAACACUACACAAGUUGAGGUCUUUGUCAAUGGAGUCAUGUGAGGUGACAGCAAAUGACGUUAAGGAACUUAAAUCAAAAUAUCUCCCGAAUCUCGUAAGCUUUCGCCAUGAAGACUAGUUUAGGCUUAUUAUAUCCUGAUUGUACGUACGUUUUACAAUGUUUGUUGACUUAUUGUUAGACUCGCCAUUGUAAUUCAUCUGGAUUUGCAAGUGUAAAUAUACAAUAAUUCAAUGUCUAAAUUAUCAAA